CCAAGCCUUUUCUUCUUUGAUUUUUAAAGGAAAAAGUGUAUAUGACGUCAUCAUGACGUCAUAGAGUCAUGGCGCAUCGCUCAGGCCGGCGUUCGGCGUGCGGCUGCGCUCAGACGGGCUCAGUGCGCUGCGUGGCCGCGGUGCCGCGGGCGGCGCGGACGUCUCCGUCCGCCUCUACGACCUCCCGUCCGCCGAGCUCCACCUCUACGGCGCUGAAUUCGCUCUGCCGAAGUCGGUGGCGGCACCCGCGGGUCCAGCGGCGCGCGGUCGGGGGCGGGGUGUGGCCAGGUCUACACCGGCGACGAGCACCCACCUGGGUCCGAAUCCGAUCAGUCCAUUUCUCCAGAAAUCCAAGAUGUUCCACAGCAAGUCGCUCCCUAGGCCCAAGGACACAUCGGUGGUGGUGGUCAUCCUGGAGACGACCGAAGUGUACAUUGUGAUCAGCUUGUCAACAAGGAGAGACACCCAAGUCGUAUACGUCGAUCCGACCACCGGUGCCCUCUGCUACCUGGGGAAGCAUGGGGAGGAUGUCUUCGAUUCCGAGGCUGCAGCUCUGAACUACAUCACUGACGGGUCAAGGGUUCUAUCCAAGAGCACCACAUAUGCCAAGGCAGUGCUGGGGUACGCAGUGUUAGGAGGCUCUGCUCUGCUUCUGGUUGCGACGCAGCUGAGCACGUCGGUCCCCAAUCUGCCAGGAGGCGGGUGCAUAUACACGGUGGUGGAGAGCCAGUGGAUAAAGAUCCAGCUGCAGAACCCUCAAUCCCAGGGAACUGGAGAGCAAAAGAAUAUACGUGAGUUGGCUGAGCUCGACAUUGACGGGAAGCACUUCUUUUGUGAGACAAGGGAUGUUACCAGGCCAUUCCCGAGUCCUAUGACACUACGGGAACCAGAUGAGGAAUUCGUUUGGAAUGAGUGGCUGUCGAAGCCUUUUAAGGACAUUGGCUUGCCAGGACACUGUGUCAUUCUUCUGCAGGGGUUUGCUGAGUGCCGGAACUUUGGAGGUGCUGGGCAGCAAGGUGGGUUAGUCGCCCUUAUCGCACGCCGCAGUCGAUUGCACCCUGGAACCCGCUAUUUGGCCUGUGGACUGAAUGCAUGUUCAGGUACAGGCAAUGAGGUUGAGUGUGAGCAACUGGUUUGGGUUCCACGGAAGGGUGGACAGCGUAUCCCUUUUAGCUCGUAUAUCUGGCGGCGUGGAACUAUACCAAUAUGGUGGGGCGCAGAAAUAAAAAAUGCAGUGUCAGUAGAAGCUGAAAUUUAUGUUGCCAAUGAUCCUUACAAUGGAAGCUUACAAUACUACCAACGGUUGGGUAGAAGAUACGGCCAUAAAUCAUCUGAAGCGAGUGUGUCCAGGCAAAAGAAAUCUGGAAGGGUUCCCAUUAUUUGUGUUAACUUGCUAAGAUAUGGCGAAGGAAAAACAGAGUCUGUACUUGUUGAUCGUUUCAAAGAAUCUAUACGGUACAUGAACUCUACUGGAAAGCUGGGAAGCACGUGGAUUCAGUUGAUAAAUUAUGACUGGCAUGCCACUGUGAAGUUAAAAGGGCAGCAGCAGACAGUUGAGGGCCUAUGGAGGCAUCUUAAAGCACCUACAAUGGUCAUUGGCUUCAGUGAAGGGAAUUACUAUGAUGUAAGGCAGCAGCUUAAUGAAUGUAAAGGAUCAGUUAUCUGCAAUGACGAUGUAAAUGGCGGGUUUUGCAUGGAUUGUAUUCAAAAUGGGGUGAUACGAUUCAAUUGUGCAGACUCUCUUGAUCGAACCAAUGCUGCUAGUUACUUUGGUGCACUUCAAGUUUUUGUUGAACAGUGUAGUUGAUUGAGUAUCUCGCUUGACAUAGAUGCAAUGUUUGGGUUGUCAAGUAGAUAUUCUGAAUAUGAUGGUAGAAACACUCGUUCUUUGCCCCCUGGAUGGGAGGAGCGCUUUGACUCUGUAACAGGGAAAUCAUUUUAUAUCGAUCAUAAUACACGUACUACCACAUGGGAACAUCCAUUCCAGGAGGCUCCACAGAAGCCCUGGAAAAGAUUUGAUAUGACAUUUGAUCAGUUCAAAGGCUCAACAAUGCUUGCUCCAGUGAGCAACCUUGCUGAACUUUUUCUUUUGGCUGGUGAUAUCCAUGCUACGUUGUACACUGGCUCAAAAGCUAUGCACAGUGAGAUUCUGAACAUAUUCAAGGAGGAAACAGGAAAGUUUAGUAAAUUCUCAGCUGUUCAGAAUGUGAGGAUUACGGUGCAGAGAAGGUACCAAAAUUUUGUGAAUGAUAGUUCCCGUCAAAAGCAGUUAGAGAUGUUCCUUGGAUUGAGGCUAUAUAAGCAUCUCCCGUCCAUCCCUAUGUUCCCUCUCAAAGUGCUAUCAAGGCCGGCUGGAUGCAUGUUGAAACCAGUUCCUAGUAUCACCCCAAUGGCUGAUGGUGGUUCCAGUCUUCUCAGCUUCAAAAGGAAGGAUCUUAUUUGGGUGUGUCAGCAAGGUGCAGACUAUGUUGAACUUUUUAUAUACCUUGGGGAACCUUGUCAUGUUUGUCAACUGCUUCUUACUGUCUCCCACGGUGCUGAAGAUUCUUCAUAUCCAGCAACCUUAGAUGUUAGAGUUGGCUCAAGCAUAGACUCCCUCAAACUCGUGGUCGAGGGUGCUUGCAUUUCACAAUGCUUGAAUGGGACAAAUUUACUGAUUCCAGUCACUGGGAGAAUUGAUCCAGAGGACUUGGCUGUUACAGGGAAAAGUGCUAGGCCCAAUGUUCAUGAGAGCUCCUAUCUUCCUUUGUUAUAUGACUUUGAAGAGCUAGAAGGAGAACUAAACUUUUUGAAUCGAGUUGUUGCAUUAUCUUUUCAUCCAUCCGCUGUAUCAAGAACACCCAUUACUCUUGGUGAGAUUGAAGUACUUGGAGUUUCUCUUCCAUGGGCAGACAUGUUAACCAAUGGUGAAUGUGCUCCUGAAUUUAUGGAGUUUCUUAAUAAAAAAUCAUCAAGUCUUCACUGUGAUCUAGGUUCCAAGUCUUUUGGAAAUUCUUCCAUGCCUGGGAAUGAUUCUCAUGGUAUUGAUGGGUCUUACACUAAAAGUUCAUCAUCAGUUCAAACAGGUGGUUCAGAAAAUUUGUUGGAUUUUCUCACAGGUGAUUUUGACAUGUUGGAGCCACAUAUAACUGAAAAUACUUUUGGUAAUGGGGAACAAACAAACUUCUUAGAUGAUGGAUUUGAUGUUAAUCCUUUUGCCCCUGCAUUGGAAGUGCCUGUUCCUAAAGUGAAUAAGCAGGUUGAAGAAGGAAAGGGUCUUGACUUUGAGCAAAUGAUGAAGCUUGAAAUAAAACGUCUCCGUCUUGGUCUUUCUGCCGCUGAAAGGGACCAGGCAUUGUUAUCAAUUGGUGUAAUUCCUGCCACAUUAGAUCCAAACCGUUCAGUUGAUUAUUCUUACCUAUUGAAGUUAUCCAGCUUAGCUGAUAAUCUGGCACUGCUGGGCCAUACAGUCCUUGAGGAUCGUGUGAAUGCUUCAAUAGGGCUUGAAAAGGGCAGUGAACAUGCUAUAGACUUUUGGAACAUCAAUGAAAAUGAUGAAUCCUGCUAUGAUGGGGCAUGUGAAGUUCGUGCUCUGUCUUCAUUACAAGCUUCAGCCACUAGAGAAAAUCAAUCAGUAUUUGUGGAAUGUUUUCAGUGUGAAAGGACAGUUUGCAAAGCUUGCUGUGCUGGGAAAGGGGCCUUCCUUUUGCUUAACACCUACAGGGAGUUGAAGAUAUAUGGUGGGAGUCAAAGUGGUGGCUAUUCAGCACUCACAGAUAGUUUUGUGUGCAAAUCAUGCUGCAGUGAAAUUGUCAAACGUGCAUUGUAUGUGGAUUAUGUCCGAGUUCUUCAUAGUUUGCACAGAAAAGAUCGUUCAGAGAAAGCGGCACUGAGUGCAGUGAAUCAGGUCUGCCAACUGGAGUACAGGGAAACAUCUGAUCUAUCUCAAAGUAUUCAAUUUGGUCAGAGACAAUUGAAGCAGAUCCUUGCUGGUGAAGAAUCCCUUGCAGAAUUUCCAUAUGCAAACUUUUUACAAAUGGUUGAAACUGCCAAUGACUCUGAACCACUGCUUUCGUUACUGGCGCCUUUUGGGACUGGAGAGUGCAAGUCUUACUGGAAAGCUCCGCAAGAUAAGACUUCAGUGGACUUCUCAAUUGUUCUUGGUGGUUUAUCAGAUGUUGCAGGAGUUGCUAUAAUUGUCAGUUCUUGUGGGUACUCAACAUCUGACUGCCCAAUUGUAGAAAUAUGGGCCAGUAAUAAAAUACACCGAGAAGAUCGUACAUUCAUAGGAAAGUGGGAUGUACAGGAUAUAAUAUCUUCAUCUCCACUGCUUUGUGGACCUGAAAAAUCUAGUAGGUUGAGUGAAGAACCAAGACACAUUAAAUUUCACUUCCCAAAUCCUAUCCGUUGUCGUAUAAUUUCAAUAAAAAUGACACUUCCCCAUAGUGGUUCUCAUUCAACAAAGUUUAAUGAGGAGUUUGAUCUUCUAUCGUUGGAUGAUAGUUCAGUUUAUGAAUCGAAGCCAACCAAUCCACAGAAUUCAUCUAUCCAUGCAAAAAGAAUUGUUGUUUUUGGUAGUUCUUUGAGAAAGGAGGUGGGGCCUGACACAUCAGGGGGAAUAAUGAGAAUGAAAAGUUAUUUAGACAGAUCACCACCCUUGGGGAGAUUUAGGAUUCCAGUUGAAGCUGAGAGGCUGAGAGAUAAUGAUCUUGUUCUUGAGCAAUAUGUCUUAGCUAAUUCACCUGGAAUAGCUGGAUUCCGGCUUGAUUUUUUCAGUGUUAUAAGACCUCGUGUGACCCAUUCACCUUCCUCAUCAGAGUUGGACAUGAGGGAGUUUUCAUUGACACGAAUGGAUGAUAGAUUUUUGAAUCCCGCAAUUCUUUAUAUACAGGUCACAGUUGUUAAGGAGUCUGGCAAGUUGGUUGUAGAGGAAUACCGUUUACCAGAAGUAAAAGCGAAUACACCACUAUAUUUUGAUUUCCCAGAUCCACGACAUGAUGCUCGCUGUGUUAUCUUUAGAUUACUUGGUGAUGUCACUGCGUUUGUUGAUGACAUUUCUGAGCUUGAGAACUUAAACUUGCGAAAUCUUCCUUUGGCAACCGGACUGUCUUUGUCAAAUAAGAUCAAGUUGUACUACUAUGCUGAUACAUAUGAGAUGGGAAAGAUUGGCAGUCUCUCAGCUGUAUAAUGUAUGUGAGGUCGUACAUACCAACCUGGGAUGUUAACAGUCCUUAGAAGAUUGUUGUAACCUACUGUUUCUACGUGUUGAUGUGGGAGUAAGAGCUGUUGCUACAAAUACAUGAUGUCUUUUGUAAUACUUUUUUUUUUGCUUCUUUUUCUUUGUGUUGGUGAUCAAAUGACCCGAUUCAAGGGAAAUAGCGAUUUUGCCUCUAGAAUUUCUGAAAAUUCAUCUUUUUAAUGUAGAAUAGCUGGAAAUUCAAUACGAUCACAGUUCCCGAAACUGCUAGUUACAUUUGUCAAUACCUGUAUUGGGACCUGGAUUAUUGUAUAGAGCUAUAAACUUGCAUUGACAUUUUUUGGGUGGGGUUCAUACAUAUUUUAAGCACUGGCUGCACCAGUUGUUCGUUUGUAUGGUACAUGGCCAUUAUGCGGUUCUGUAACUCGCAAAACUUUAUGUCAUCGACUUGUAUUUUUUGUUCCCUCUUUCA
Sorghum bicolor (sorghum) is the source of this 5648-nucleotide messenger RNA. RefSeq names its product probable phosphoinositide phosphatase SAC9. The record is from RefSeq and is a predicted model, not a curated record. The transcript is spliced from 12 exons. Gene Ontology annotation, molecular function: protein binding; phosphatase activity. Lineage: Eukaryota; Viridiplantae; Streptophyta; Magnoliopsida; Poales; Poaceae.